AUGUCCGAUGAAGACUUCAAAUGGUCGCACGAUGAAGCUAGGACUAUCGGGCCUGCGCUUAGGGACCAUUCUGGCGUGCUGACACUGGAACUUGGGAAUGAGAUCACGAAAAUAAAUGCAUGGAAGCUAGAGAGCAUGGGUUUGACUCGUCUAGGACAGGAACUCUAUAUACCCACCUACCUAAGCUUCGACAAAGAGAAAGGAAUCCUUUUUGGGACGGAUGCCAAGGCGGCCCAGACGCAAAAUCCGGAUCAUACGGUGCAUGGUUUUAUAAAUUUGAUCGGCCUGGAACGAACCGACGUGCAGGCCAUUGUCACAAUGCAAAAUAGUGUCGACGACGAAGACGUGACGAAGAGGCAGCCCGGCAAAAAGGAAUUGCGACACUUUUGUUCGCUGGUACCUCUCGAAGCUUCGCUCGCUGGGACUACCAAGCAAAAGAUGGAAAGGCGCACGAAGGGAGACACCGCCGGUGUAGCGGCUGGAAAGCCCACACCUGAAGCUGAAAACCAGGACCCGGGAUUCCCCGUUCGUAUCGGAAAGUAUGACGGAGAAAUCGAAGGAACCGCAGCCAACCUCGGUCAGGAAAGAGGCCGACUCGUUCAUCAAAUAGCUGAUCUCGAGAGGCAUGGAGCGAAAAUUUUUGAUCAAGACCGCGAGCUCGAUCAACAUGCGCGAAUAGCAUCAAUGCGGGCGUUUGAUCCUUUAUUAAUUGAUUGUGGGCCCGGAGGAGACGAUAUGGAGGCCAAAACACUGGUCAAGAUCUUUGUCGAGGAGAUUGUGAAUUCGCUGCUGGAUUCAUUCGAAGAUGCCGGUUCGAUUACAUCGGAUUUUCUGGGUCCUCCGGCAAUGAAGGCUAUCGUCAUUUCUCCAGCUCAUUUUACAGACUAUCAAAAGGAGCUGCUUCAAGAAGCCGUUUACGAAGGCGGGCUAGCCAUAUAUCCCAUGUCGCGAAAGCCGCUGUUAUGCGAACCCGAACUCCGCGGUCUGAUAGGUUCCUUUGCUGACCGACCCACAGCCGAGACACUGCUUAUUGACGUUGGCAUGCAAAACUUUCAAUUGUCCCAUCUGGAUGAAAUGGGUUAUUACAAGGCACGGUGCGGUCAAGCGGGGCUUGGUGUCGAGCGUAUGUUAAUUGCAUUAGAAAACGCGAUGUUGGUUGCUGAAUGGCCGCGGAUUCAGGGCCACGCCCAACGGAGUUCAAAGGACAGAAUGGCCGACCGUACGGAGGCAGCUCGCGUCUUUAAAGCGUUGACUGUACCGCCUUUGGCAAGGAAGGAUGGAAAAGCAAAUUUCAACAUUAAAUGGGAGAGCUGCACCAAACAGUGUCCCGUUACUCUCGACGUUUUAAAGGACGCUUGCGAGAUGGUUCUCAUGAUGAUGAAGGACUUCAUACACAAGUUUCUUCGCGACAACGGAAUCGAUCCCGCGAAGAAGCCGUUUAAUAUUGAACUUAUUGGCGGAUACUCCGACUCAACAAUUCUGCACGACAUGUGUCCCAACGCCGACUGGAUCCGAUCACGAUGCGAAAUCCGGGACGAGUCCUUUGCAAAUGAUCACAUGAUCUUCCAUCCAGCAUUAACACCUGAUGCACUUGACUCUCGUGAUCACUCGGUCGCCACGUACGCAUUCCGGCCAUGCUUCUAUGCUUCUGCUACGCAU
This is a messenger RNA of Mesorhabditis spiculigera, 1659 nucleotides long. The record is from the annotation of a GenBank genome assembly. NCBI's taxonomy places the organism in Eukaryota, Metazoa, Nematoda, Chromadorea, Rhabditida, Rhabditidae.